GUGCUCGUCCCCUCUGACGUGUCCGCCAUCGCCCUGGACUUCAAGGUCCUCCACCCGGUGGUCAUAACCCGGCUCGGGGUGUUCCCCAGCGGGACCCGGCCCGAGCUUCAAAGCAACGUGACCGUGAAGCUCCUGCAGCUGGAUCAGGAGGAGGCUGUGGUUACGGCUCGCUUCAGUUCCAUCAGCACCGGGACCAUGGCGAACUGGGUGUGGUACAAACCCGUGGAGCAGUUCAUCCUGCCUAAGGGGUUUGAGGGGACGCUGGUUUGGGAGAGUCUGGACUCUGCUCCUCUGACCACGGUGAACUCCUCCGUGGAGCUCGACGAUGGAGGAGGCGUCCUCAAGUUCUCCCCUAUCUCAGAGGGAGUGCUGCCUCACAGAAGUGCUCUUGGGUUUCCUGGUUUGGCUGGAGGCUUCACCUUUACCAUCUACGACAAAGACGGACUGUCGGGGCUCCUGCGCGGCCGCUCAGCCAGGAUGGAGACGCACGCCUCCGGCCUGAGGGAGGAGGACGCCGCCCUGCGGGACGAGAGCCUCCGUCACGGCGACGUGGUGUUCGUGGACGUGGUGGACACCUACAGGAACGUGCCUUCCAAGCUGCUCCGGUUCUAUAAAUGGUCUGUGGAAAACGCCGACUUCAACCUGCUGCUGAAGGCGGACGACGAUUGUUACAUCGACGUGGACUCCGUUUUCAUGAAAAUUGACCGCAAAGGUCUCGAGCGCAGGAACUUCUGGUGGGGGAAUUUCAGGCAGAGCUGGUCCGUGGAUCGGAUCGGGAAGUGGCAGGAGCUGGAGUACGCCAGCCCGGCCUACCCGGCGUUCGCCUGCGGCUCGGGCUACGUGGUCUCGCGCGAUCUGGUCCGAUGGCUCGCCAGGAACGCAGAGAACCUGAAGCCCUAUCAGGGAGAGGACGUGAGCAUGGGGAUCUGGAUGGCGGCUGUCGGACCUCAGAAAUACCAG
Molecule: messenger RNA, 960 nt
Organism: Nematolebias whitei (Rio pearlfish)
Lineage: Eukaryota; Metazoa; Chordata; Actinopteri; Cyprinodontiformes; Rivulidae
Gene: b3galnt2
Product: beta-1,3-N-acetylgalactosaminyltransferase 2
Cellular component (GO): membrane
Molecular function (GO): hexosyltransferase activity
Source: RefSeq, a predicted model, not a curated record